GAGCUAUUCCUGAUCGACAUAAACCCAAGGGUCUCGGGAUCUAAUCAACAUAUGUCUAUGAUGGAUGGAAUGGCAGAAAAGGGAUUCCCGAUAUCGAUGUAUACCGAAUCAAACAAUUUGACAAUCACCGUCGAUGAGUUGAUAUCUCGAGCAAACUGCCUAAACAAGAACAACGAUGCUAUAAUAAUUAUCCUUGCAGCGCAAGCUACGGAGAACGGCAAAUUGCUUACUGCAAUUUCCAUAUUUGCUACAAAGGAGGAUCACCUUCUUGAAGCCAAGGAAAAUGCAUUUAAUUUCUUCCGGGCGUCACUGUGAUAAGGAUAUAUGAAGGCCUAGAUAUUAAGGUAAAAAUUGAAGUAUUCAAAUCAUUUUUAACAAUG
Molecule: messenger RNA, 380 nt
Organism: Owenia fusiformis
Lineage: Eukaryota; Metazoa; Annelida; Polychaeta; Sabellida; Oweniidae
Source: the annotation of a GenBank genome assembly